This is a messenger RNA of Sclerotinia borealis F-4128, 621 nucleotides long. The record is from the annotation of a GenBank genome assembly. NCBI's taxonomy places the organism in Eukaryota, Fungi, Ascomycota, Leotiomycetes, Helotiales, Sclerotiniaceae.
AUGCAGGGCACGUCCCAGGUAUCAGUGCACCAUUCUUUUCCUGCUAUAUUGGAUGUGGACGAUGGAGAAAGUGAGAGAAGUAUUUUUGGAUAUGAAGUAGGCUUGUUUCCAGUAAUCGACAAGCAAGAGUUAUCAGCUACCGCUUCCUUAUCCCCACAUCUCCACCGCUCUGCUCAGCCGUCGCAUCCUGAUUGGGAACAUGAUCAAAGCGCUUCCAGCCACUGCAGAUUAGAGGGGCUCAGAUAUGGAUCUCCACUUCAUUUACAAGAAGAGGGCGAGUUCCGAGAGUAUCAGCAGCAACAGAAAGUAGUAGGGGCGAUAGAAGAGAAUGAUAACGAGAACGAUAUGGAUCUACAACCUGCAAAAAGGCAAAAGCUUUCUUCACUAUUUACUGACAACUCUCCAACGCCUACCUAUGAACACAGUCCAAGGCAUCGUUUCAAACAGGAUCACAUCCCUACUCCAUCUUCGACCACGCAAUCCGAGGUGACUGAGUUACAGCCCCUGGGCCUCAACGGAAAUUCCCCAACACCCAUCGAUAACGACCACUGCUACUCACCACGAUCCCCUCGAAGUCCCUCUCUUAUAGAGCCAGCACCAGCUGCCGAAUAUCAAGAAUAG